CCGCAUCGGUAGCGGCGCUGUAGUCGCUGGCCACGUAAGAUUGACAAUGACAGUUAACGAGUUGCAGAACGAAAUCGUUCAAAAAAAGUUUAAAUAGACAAUAGGGAGAUAAAAGUGUCGUUAGGAUUUCUAAUUUAAGACUUAAUAAGAAUAACAAUGAACGAGAACCUUCCGAACGGGAUACCGGGACAACACGACCCGAUGAAAUCGUCACCUAGAGAUCGUUUUGUGCCAUUCAAUGGGGUGGAAUCAUCACACUCUUCUAGAGACUCAUCUCCAAGCCUUCGUACACAAAUACCACUGUCGCAACUACCCACUGGUAAAAUGGAAAUUCCCCCUGGACAAUUACCACCAAAAGUAUCCAAUUUAACAGGACAAAUGGGCCGAAUUUCUUUAUCAAAACCGUCUGAAUUACACACACCAUUCUCAAGUCCUAACGUUUUUACAUCAACGCCCGUUUUAGAAGCAACAAAACCUAAUUUAGUAUCACCCAUCGGUACCCCAAAGCCCAAAGAAGGCAGUGCUUUUACACAUUCUUCAACGAGCCAAUUUGCGUCUGUCAAAAAUAUCGAAAGAAAUGAAAUUGGGAAAGAAGAAAUCGAAAAAAAUGUGAGUUCGUUUUUUAAUAAGAGCGGAAUAAACGGUUCGCUUAAAGAUUUGCGGAAUAUGGACGAUUUUAGACAAGGCGAACAAAAAUUAACGCCAAGUAACGUUGUUCCUCAACCAAUUAAAAUGGCUUCUCAACCAAAUUUGAUGGGAAAUCAAUUUACGCAACAGCCGAGAAUUAGUCAACCCAAUUUACAAGGGAAUAUUCUACAGAAUACUCAACAAAACGUUCCACAACCAAUUAAAAUGGGUUCUCAACCGAAUUUAAUGAGUAAUCAAGGAUUUCAACAUCAAAAUAUUCCACAACAAAUUAAAAUGAAUCAAUUUCAAACAAAUUUGCCUACUCAAAAUGUACCAAAUCAACAAUUUGGUUUGCAACAACCUCAAAAUCAACAAAGAUUUCAAUUAAAUCAGCAACAAAAGCAGCAAAGUUUUAGUGGACCACAAAUUAAUCCUCAAAUUCAACCUCACUUACAACAUCCACAACAAAUAAAUCAAGGGGGUAUUCCCCAAGCGAAUUUUCCACAAGGAAAUGUUCAACAGAUGAGAAUGCCACCACCAAAAUCGAAUAGUUUUCCACAAUUAGGUCAAAACGUUCCUGCAAUUAAUUCUGAUCAAAAUAAAGCUCAUUUACACACUAAUAGAUAUCCACAAAAUAAUUUUAAUCAGAAUCAACCAAGUGGAUAUCAAAAUCAACCUCAAACUAGUUUUCAUAAUCAACCAACAAGUCAAGGAUUUCAAAAUCAACCACAAAGUGGAUUUCCAAAUCAAUCACAAAGUGGAUUUCCGAAUCAACCACAAAGUGGAUUUCCAAAUCAACCACAAAGUGGAUUUCCAAAUCAACCACAAAGUGGAUUUCCAAAUCAACCACAAAGUAAUUUUCAAAAUAAAUCAGUAAGUGGAUUUCAAAAUCAACCUCAACAAAGUUUUCAAAACCAACAGCAAGGGGGGUAUCAAAAUCAACCUCAAAGUGCAUUUCAAAAUCAACCUCAAAGUGGAUUUCAAAAUCAACCUCAAAGUGGAUUUCAAGUUCAAUCACAAGCUCCUUAUCAAAAUCGUGUGACUCAAUCUGGUUUUAAUAAAUUAUGGGGUAACGAAAAUUUUGAUCUACUCCAAUGUCCAAAUAUAUUGCCUCCGACGAAAGUGGAAGCGCCGAAAAUCAAUUUAGGACAAGAAUUUUUAAAUGCCGCGAAUUGUAGUGCGGAUAUUUUCCGUUGUACAAUGACAAAAAUACCGGAAAGUACGACGUUACUACAAAAAUCUCGUUUACCACUCGGCGUAUUAAUUCAUCCGUUUAAAGAUUUAAGUAAUUUGCCGGUGAUUCAAUGUAACACGAUUGUGCGUUGUCGUACUUGUCGUACUUACAUAAAUCCUUUCGUAUUUUUCGUCGAUUCGAAACGUUGGAAAUGUAAUUUGUGCUAUCGAGUAAAUGAACUCCCCGAAGAAUUUCAAUAUGAUCCGGUUAGUAAGACUUACGGAGAUCCCGCACGCCGACCGGAAGUACGUUCAAGUACAAUUGAGUAUAUAGCCCCGGCUGAGUAUAUGUUGAGACCCCCACAACCAGCGAUUUAUCUUUAUUUAUUCGACGUAUCAAGACUUGCUGUUGAAACUGGGUAUUUACACACAGUUUGUAACGUACUCAGCGCGGAAAUACAAAAUAUUCCUGGCGAUGCAAGAACGCAAAUUGGAUUUUUAUGUUAUGAUUCGUGUUUACAUUUUUACUCUUUAGCCGAAGGUCAAAAUCAACCCCACGAGAUGACCGUAUUGGAUAUCGACGACGUGUUUAUACCAUGUCCGGAUAAUUUAUUAGUAAAUUUAAAAGAUCGUAUUGAUUUAAUUACGGAUUUAUUAAGUCAAUUGCCUAUGAGAUUUUCAAAUACAAAUGAUACAAACUCAGCUUUAGGCGCUGCUUUGCAAGCGGCUCAUAAAAUGACUUCACCGACGGGUGGAAGGGUAACCGUUUUUCAAACUAUUUUGCCGAACAAAGGUCCUGGGGCGGUUGUUUCUCGAGAAGAUCCCAAUCAGAGAUCGUCAAACGACGUACAUCACUUAAACCCGGCUAACGAUUUUUAUAAACGUCUCGCUUUAGAAUGUAGCGGCCAACAAAUCGCCGUUGAUUUAUUCAUUUUAAAUUCUCAAUACGUUGAUCUUGCGACUAUUUCUGGAAUAAGUCGUUUUAGUGGAGGAUGUAUUUAUCAUUUUCCGUUAUUUAAAGCCAGUAGAAUUGUUCAAAACGAUCAUUUUGAGCGAUCUUUUCGACGGUAUGUUACGAGAAAGAUUGGAUUUGAAGCUGUUAUGCGUGUGAGAUGCACGCGAGGACUUUCUAUACACACUUUCCAUGGGAAUUUGUUUGUUAGAUCGACAGAUUUACUUUCUUUACCAAAUAUUAACCCUGAUGCUGGUUUUGGUAUGCAAGUUUCUAUCGAAGAAAAUUUAUCGGAUGUUCAAACGAUAUGUUUUCAAGCUGCUUUAUUGUACACGUCAAGUAAAGGUGAGCGUAGAAUACGCGUUCAUACUUUGUGUUUACCAAUUGGUAAUACUUUACAUGAUAUUAUGAACUCGGCCGAUCAACAAUGCAUCGUCGGAUUGUUAGCGAAAAUGGCUGUUGAUCGUUCGAUGCAAUCGAGUCUUUUGGAUGCGCGCGAAGCUUUCUUAAAUGUAGCAAUCGAUAUUUUAACUAGUUAUAAAAUUCAAUUAAAUUUGGGUUCUAGUACCAACGGAUUAAUGGCUCCUAAUAAUCUUAGAUUACUUCCUUUGUACAUUUCGGCGUUAUUAAAAAGUGUAGCGUUUCGUGUAGGUACUUCAACGAGAUUAGACGAUCGAGUUCGCGCAAUGUGUGAUAUGAAAACAAAACCGUUGCCUUAUUUAAUACAACAAAUUUAUCCGGAUUUAUAUCCGGUUCAUAACCUCGAAGAGCAUAGCACGGUUUUAAACGACGAAGAGGAACAAAUCCAUCUUCCGCCUCAUUUACAAUUGACGGCGCGAAAUUUAGAUUCGAACGGUGCCUAUUUAAUGGAUAUGGGCGAACAUAUUUUAUUAUUUAUUUGUGCAAGCGUAUCGCAAGGUUUUCUUAAGGACGUUUUGGAUUGUAACGAUUUCAAUAGUAUCCCGGAAGAUUUCUACGAAUUCCCCACGUUGGAUAACGCGGCUAAUCGAAGGAUGCAAAUGUUUUUGAAUUAUUUGAACGAUGAGAAACCGUUCCUUGCUACGUUUCAAGUAAUUAAAGAUAACAGUCCGCAACGCGUUAUCUUUUUAGAACGACUGAUCGAAGAUCGACUGGAAAACUCGUUGUCCUACCACGAGUUCUUACAGCACAUCAAGACCCAAGUGAAAUAGCUAAUAAUUAAGUGAACCGUGUCUUAUUAAUAUUAAAAAAAAAUAAAAGGAAGAAAAAUGAACAUUAAUCAUGGUAUAUGAUACAUACUAUUAAUAAAAUAUAAAUACAUAAAGACGAUAAAGUUUCGGUGCAAAUUUAUUGCUCGCAUAGACUUUUCAAUUAUUAUCUUUUAAGUGCAUUUUUUUAUUAUAUUAAUUAUAUCCUAUUUAUUCUUGGGUCAAUCAGGAACUUUUUUAUUUAGUUUCAUCGAAGAGGAUCGAGCAAAAGCAAUAACUUUGCAUUAUUUAGGAAGUAACGUGGAACAAGAGUGAUUUCGUUUCUUAAUAUUUAGUGUACAUACGAGUUUGGAUAAAAUAAAGAAAUAUUACAAAAAAAAAUAAUAAUAAUAAUGUUACAGUGUUGUUUUCGCAGUUCUUACUUUCAAAUUAUUUCAAAUGAUAGUAUUUAUGUCCUGUUUAUAUCCUUUAGUAAUAAUAAAACUGUAUAUUAUUCUUUAAA
Messenger RNA from Onthophagus taurus, 4441 nucleotides. RefSeq names its product Protein transport protein Sec24AB (gene Sec24AB). Gene Ontology annotation, cellular component: endoplasmic reticulum exit site; COPII vesicle coat. NCBI's taxonomy places the organism in Eukaryota, Metazoa, Arthropoda, Insecta, Coleoptera, Scarabaeidae. Gene Ontology annotation, molecular function: zinc ion binding; SNARE binding. The record is from RefSeq and is a predicted model, not a curated record. Gene Ontology annotation, biological process: endoplasmic reticulum to Golgi vesicle-mediated transport; intracellular protein transport; COPII-coated vesicle cargo loading.